AAUAUCUUCAAAUCUCAACAAGCCACGUUUGUGUUUAAACUUGAAUUUUCAUACAAAAAAAUAUUAAAGAAUUUUAUCAACUUUGGCUUUUUCUUUUUUCUGUCACAAUGCCAUUUUUUUUUUAAUAAUAUACACGCCAAAGAAAAGAUGAAAAGGAAGCAAAGGAUUAAAAAUUGGCUAGUGUUUUGUGUUUGAGUAAACAAAAAGAAAAAGAAGAAAAAUUGGAUCUGGUUCUGGAGAGUGGAGUUGACACACACACAGCAUCUUGUUUUGUGUCAGUGUAUGUUCCAAAUCUAAUUGAGAGAUGGGUGGUUCAUGGAGUAACAGUAAUAACAGAAACAGAAGAAGAAACAGUUACCAUGAACACUACCCACCUCCUCCUCCAACCUACUAUUAUCAAUACUCUUCUCAACCUCACCCUAUCAUGCCACAGCCACAGCCUCAGCCUCCUCAAGGUUACUUUCCUCCUCACUCUCAUCAAUUCUACUCAAAUCUCCCUCACCAACCUUCCUAUGCAGCAGCAACAAAUACUCAACCGUUCGGAGUAGAUUCGAAUGUAAAUGUUGCUCAACCACCGCCACCAGCACCUUAUGUUGACCAUGAAACUGCAAAGAAAGUAAGGAAUGAUGUCAAUUUGCAUAAACAUACUCUACAGCUCUACCUGGAUCCCAACAAUCCCGAUCACCACUUGGUUUCCUUCACUUUCGACGCUCUCUAUGAUGGCAGAAUUACAAUCUUUUACUUAGCGAAAGAAGAAGAACAUAAAUGUAGGUUUUUUCCUCUAUUUCCCGAAGCGUUUGCACCGAUAUCGUUCCCUUUCCAGAAAGGAGUUGGUCAGAAAUUUUGUCAGCCUUCAGGAACAGGCAUUGACUUAGGUUUCUUUGAGUUGGAUGAUCUUUCAAACCCUUCACCCGAAGAAGAUAUUUUUCCACUCGUGAUAUGCGCCGAAACAACACCUAUGGCAGAUCACGAAACCUCCUCUAGUUCCUUUGUAGAUGCAUCCCCUCAUAUGCAAAUUACUCAAGCUGUUUUGGAGAAAACCAAUGGAAUUGGUCCUUUCCAGGUUAAAGUAGUUAAGCAGAUUCUAUGGAUCGACCAAGUUCGUUAUGAACUGCGAGAGUUAUAUGGAAUCGGUAACUCAACAGCGCCUGAUUUCGAUCGUAAUGAUCCUGGAAAAGAGUGUGUGAUAUGCAUGACUGAACCCAAGGAUACUGCUGUCUUACCUUGCAGGCACAUGUGUAUGUGCAGUGAGUGUGCAAAAGCAUUGCGCGUUCAAUCAAAUAGUUGCCCUAUAUGCCGCCAACCUAUCGAGCAACUUAUAGAGAUCAAGAUAAACAACGACGACGAAGAAUAACACCAAUUUUCCGUGAAGCCGAGCUGAAUAAGAACAUGUUUUUUUUCUUCACUUGAUGUAAAUUGCAGUCAAUAAUCUGUUUAUAAUUCAUAUGUAAUGUAAUCGAUAGAAAAUUAGACUAGGUGGUUUUCCGGUUGUUGAAUGUUAUGCCAGCAUAAUUUAUAUUGUACAUGUGAUUAUUUUGUUUUUUGGUCUGGGAGUUUGUGAGUGAUAUUUAUGAGAUAAUAAGUUGUAUUGUA
This is a messenger RNA of Vicia villosa (hairy vetch), 1593 nucleotides long. Its product is annotated as probable E3 ubiquitin-protein ligase LUL4. Lineage: Eukaryota; Viridiplantae; Streptophyta; Magnoliopsida; Fabales; Fabaceae. Gene Ontology annotation, molecular function: ubiquitin protein ligase activity. Bases 305 to 1354 code for a protein of 349 amino acids. The record is from RefSeq and is a predicted model, not a curated record. Gene Ontology annotation, biological process: protein ubiquitination. The transcript has 3 exons.